AUGGUGGCGCGGCGCUUUCUGGUGGCAUUGGCCACCUUUGCCCUGGCUACAUCGGAGGAUUGCCAGGAGGGCGAGCAGGGGACCUGCAGCACACAUCUCCUCCAAGCACAGGCAGACCGUCGAACAGCGCCGCACCAUUGGCCCACCUUCCGCGGGCGAAGUCAGACCGCCGCUGUCGGCCAGGCGCCUCCAAGGGAUCUGUCGACGCCAAGCUGGUCCUGGCAGCAUCCGAGGGGCCAGUUCCACACGAUCAUGUCGGGGGGCCCCGUGAUCGACAAGGAUUCGAACCUGUAUCUUCAGACAGCGCAGGGCAUUCGGAAGUUCACGUCCGCGGGUCAGGAGGUUUGGAUCUUCGAAACGCCCGGUUUGACCAACAACGAGCCUUCGCUCUAUGGCAACCUUCUUCUGUCGUCCACCAAACUUCCAGGCUUGGCUUAUGCCGUGGACAGGAACUCUGGCAAGGAGCUCUGGAGGACGUUUUUGGCAGACACCAGUGGCGGCGACUGCGGCUACCCUGCAGCGCACAACGGCGUGUUCGUCGUCGGCGCCAGCACGGGCAACGACACGCGGAUCUCGGGAGGAAACACGAAGGUGUUCGGCUUGGACACAAACACAGGAAAGCAGCUUUGGGAGUACGAUCCCGACCACGUAGUUUGGAAUCUGUCGCCUUUGUUCCCCGACGACGAAUCUGUCGUGUUCAUGGACUUCACAGGUGGCAUGUACAAGCUGUCGCUCACCACCGGUCAGGAGCUGUGGAAGACCCCAGCACCCAACUCCGACCCGUCCUUUUCGGACGGUGGGCCGACAUUGGGCCAGAACGGCAAAGUGUAUGCGUGCAGCAACUACGGUGUCGCAAUGGGGCAGGAAGGCUCACUAGGUGUGGCGCGUGCCUUCGACCUGUCGUCGGGGCAGAUCGUUUGGGAAAAGAUCCUCUCCUCGCCCUGCAACUCCUUUCCGGCAGUGGGCAACGUGCGAGGUUCUGAUCGCCUUGCAGCGGUGUUUCUCCCUGGCCCGUUCGACGGCUCGCCAAACGAGGAGGGCAGCGUCUUGGCCUUGGAUGCUGAGACCGGAGAGGAGAUUUGGAAGUUCAACACGGAAAACUACACUUCGCCUCUGAACCAGGCUGCAGGCGAUUUGGAGGGCUUCGCAGACCGCACGACGGAAGGCAUCCAAGCCAUUUGCGCACCAGCGCACUGGUCUGCCCCCACCAUUGACGGCAGUGGUACCGUCUAUGGGCUCCGGAUGAACGGCAAGCUCUACGCCGUGCAUGGCCCGCAGGACACCGUGGACACCAAGGAACUGAAAACGGCCUUGGUCCUGGACUCUUCCACCGGCGUGGUGGCAGAGGUUUACCAGAUUGGCAGCGCUUCGUUACAUG
Messenger RNA from Symbiodinium sp. CCMP2592, 1378 nucleotides. The record is from the annotation of a GenBank genome assembly. Lineage: Eukaryota; Dinophyceae; Suessiales; Symbiodiniaceae.